AUGAUUAUGCGACGUCAGCGGAUUUCAAGGCUUCUGCACCUGUGGAGUCCAGCACGCCAACAACAGACAACUCACGAGUGCGAAGGACAUAAAGAGGAGGUUCUCGACAAAUCAACUUUAUCACACGAAGAUGCAGCCCUAACACAAGCGCAAUCAGACAGCGUGCAGCACCGCACAACCGUCAGCGAUCUCCCAGUCGAGAUCCUCCAGCACAUAUUCUCCUCUCUAGACUUCCGAACGCUAUUCACAUGCCGUCGCGUAUGUCAUAUCUGGAACACCUGUAUCCCGGGCCACUCUCCCCAACUCCAAGAAACGCUCUUCCUCCCAUCCGCUCGCACGCCGCCGCGCAAUCUCCCGGGCGUAUCUCUCAGCUUCGUCAUUCACUGCCGCGACACCAAGAGAGCGAGAGCCUACUACGUCAACCACGUAGAGAGGGUCUGUUGCCAAGGUCUGGAAAUCUGCGGCACCGACGACCAGAAAGUCUUGCUUAACCCAUUCGUCCAGGGCAUAGAGCAAUACCUCAGCGCACGUCUCCCCAACGUGAAUCGGCGCGAGCACCUCCUCUCCUUCAAAUACGUCGCGCUGCAGGAUAAACGCGGUGGGCUAUGGCUGCCGCGCAAUGUCGCUUGCCUGCGCAACGCAUUCCUUACGACGCCGCCUAUUACCAGCCUUUCCAUCCACUUAUCGUACAAGGUCUGGGGUACCUUGGUCACACCACUGGGAAAUAGGACGCGUAUUUCUCUCAGUGAUCGGAAUGGCGUUAAGUUUGUUCAUCUUUUCGAUUGGUUUGAGCGGGAGAUUGCUAGGUUGUUGCGGGAGAAGACACUUAGGAUGAUUGAUAAUGCGCCGGGCCAUGCGAGUUGUUCGCAGCUUUAUGAGUUUAGGAACAAGAUUGUGGGGGAGGAGUUUGUUGUAUGACAAGGUAGAAGGGGGAGGGCACGGUUGCGAGAGAGUAAGGUAGUUUGUCGAGUACGACCCGAACAGUUACUAGGUUGUUGGAUUCGAGGUUAUAGGUAGAGGAGUACAUGUGAGAGAUCUUGUUGUAGUUGAUACAUCUGUUAAAUACUGUACAGCCGAUCUCAGUAAUCAAUUCAGGGCAC
Cucurbitaria berberidis CBS 394.84 is the source of this 1100-nucleotide messenger RNA. RefSeq lists its product as uncharacterized. The coding region runs from base 1 to 918 and encodes 305 amino acids. Gene Ontology annotation, molecular function: protein binding. The record is from RefSeq and is a predicted model, not a curated record. The transcript has a single exon. NCBI's taxonomy places the organism in Eukaryota, Fungi, Ascomycota, Dothideomycetes, Pleosporales, Cucurbitariaceae.